AUGGAAAUGGAGGGCACUUGGCCGUUGGUGCUGGUGGCGCUGGUGGUGCUGGUUGUAGUGGUUGUGGUGCUGGUGCUGGUGCUCGGUGCCAGUGGAGACUCUUCAGCUCAGUGCCAGAGGAGACUCUUCAGCUCGGUGCCAGUGAAGACUCUUCAGCUCGGUGCCAGUGAAGACUCUUCAGCUCGGUGCCAGCGAAGACUCUUCAGCUCGGUGCCAGCGGAGACUCUUCAGCUCGGUGCCAGGGAAGACUCUUCAGCUCGGUGCCAGGGAAGACUCUUCAUCUCUGUGCCAGUGGAGACUCUUCAGCUCGGUGCCAGCGAAGACUCUUCAGCUCAGUGCCAGUGGAGACUCUUCAGCUCGGUGCCAGCGGAGACUCUUCAGCUCCGUGCCAGUGGGCCUCUUCAGCUCGGUGCCAGCGAAGACUCUUCAUCUCGGUGCCAGUGGAGACUCUUCAGCUCGGUGCCAGUGAAGACUCUUCAGCUCUGUGCCAGUGGAGACUCUUCAGCUCGGUGCCAGCGAAGACUCUUCAGCUCAGUGCCAGCGGAGACUCUUCAGCUCCGUGCCAGUGGAGACUCUUCAGCUCGUGAAGACUCUUCAGCUCGGUGCCAGUGGAGACUCUUCAGCUUGGUGCCAGUCAAGACUCUUCAUCUCGGUGCCAGUGGAGACUCUUCAUCUCGGUGCCAGGGGAGACUCUUCAGCUCGGUGCCAGUGGAGACUCUCCAGCUCGGUGCCAGCGGAGACUCUUCAUUUCGGUGCCAGUGGAGACUUCAGCUCGGUGCCAGCGGAGACUCUUCAGAUCAGCUCUGGUAUGACUUUAUCGAGAUCCGUGAUGGGACUUCGGACGCCGCCGACGUGCUGGGCCGACACUGCAGCAACAUCGCCCCGGCGCCAAUCAUCUCGUCCGGGCCCUCCCUUCAGAUCCGAUUCGUCUCCGACUACGCCCACCAGGGGGCGGGCUUCUCUCUCCGCUACGAGAUCUUCAGAACAGGGUCAGAAUUCUGCUUCCGUAACUUUACCAGCUCCUCCGGCAUGAUCGAGUCCCCGGGGUUCCCCGACAAGUACCCCCAUAAUCUGGAGUGCUCCUACAUGAUCAUCGCUCCGCCUCACAUGGACAUCACCCUGACCUUUCUCACAUUUGACCUCGAGAAUGACCCCCUGCUGGUGGGAGAGGGCGACUGCAAGUACGACUGGCUGGACGUCUGGGACGGCCUUCCGCAGGUGGGUCCGCUGAUUGGUCGGUAUUGUGGAACAAAGAUCCCCCCAGAGAUCCAGUCAUCCUCCGGCCUGCUGUCUCUCUCCUUCCAUACCGACAUGGCGGUGGCCAAAGACGGAUUCUCUGCCAGAUACAACAUGACACACAAGAAAGUCAGCGACUCAUUCCACUGCAGCACGGCGUUCGGCAUGGAGUCGGGGAAGAUCAGCGACGACCAGAUCACUGCCUCCUCGUCCUUCUACGAUAACCGCUGGUCGCCGCGUCAGGCACGCCUCAACAACGACGACAACGCCUGGACGCCCGCUGAAGACAGCAACAAAGAGUAUAUACAGGUUGACCUCCACUUCCUGAAAGUUUUGACGGGCAUUGUCACACAGGGGGCGGUUUCCAAGGAGACGCAGAAGUCCUACUACGUCACCGCCUUCAAGCUGGAGGUCAGCACCAACGGGGAGGACUGGAUGGUCUACCGGCACGUCAAGAACCACAAGGUGGAUCUGGGGGUCCCCAAGAUGGUGCGAGGGGUCAUCACGCAGGGGGCCAGGGGCGGAGACACCAGUACUGGGGCCACGACGGACAACCGCGCUUUCGUGAGGAAGUACAAGGUGGCGCACAGCCUGGACGGAAAAGAGUGGAGCUUCAUCAUGGAACCCAAGAUGAGUCUUCCUAAGAUUUUCGAGGGGAACACCCACUAUGACACCCCGGAGCUGCGUCGCUUCGAGGAGACCCUGGCCCAGUACAUACGGCUGUAUCCGGAGCGAUGGUCUCCAGCAGGGAUCGGCAUGAGAGUGGAGAUACUGGGCUGCGAUCUGCCAGAAACCAGCACGCCAGCUGAAACAGCCACACCCACUCUCCCCGCCGGGCUGGAAACCAGUGCGACCCCCAUGUCGACCACAGUGGCCGGCUCCUCUCCAUCAGACGGUGUGUGUGACUUUGAUCACGGCCUUUGUGGGUGGACCAACAACUCCAGAGCCCCCCUCCUCUGGUCCCUACACCAGCACGAACUCAACAGCUACCUGUAUAUGGAGGCCAGCUCCAAGACGCAGCAGCAGCAAGCGCGGCUCCUGAGCCCAGUGGUGGGGGCCGAUACGGGCCCCCUCUGCCUCCUCUUCUCCUACCAGCUGUGGGGGGAGGCCCAGGGCAACCUGAGGGUUCUGCUGCAGGACGUCCACCACGAGGAGACCCUCCUCUGGGAGCUGAAGGGGGACCAGGGCCCCCUCUGGAAGGAGGGACGCACCGUCCUGCCUCGCUCCCCCAAGGACUUCCAGGUGGUGAUGGAGGGCUUCUUCGACCACAGCACCAAGGGUUACAUUUCCAUAGACAACAUCGUCAUCAGCUCCAGCACGCCACUGGAGGACUGCACACAACCCUUCACGGCGUUCCCUCCCGACAUGACAGGGGGAGGUCAUCCCGGCGGCAGUGAGCCCCUGCCUCUGCCUGCCUUGUCCGUCCACUGGUAUUACAUAAUGGCCGCCGGGGGAGCCCUCCUUCUCCUGGCAGUGGCCAUCUUGGUCAGGGCCCUAUGUUGCUGCCGACAACACCUGGCCGCCAAGAAGAGCCAGCUGUCAGUGGCCUAUCACAGCUCCUCUCAGUGCUUCCAGUAUUCCCACUGGUCCACCAAUAGGAGACCAGUUGAAUUUGGAGACAGUCGGCUUUUCACUGGCAGAGAUUCGCUGGGCGGAGGCUUCUCUCCCUCGGGGUGGAACACGGCGGCGCCCUCGUCCGACCCGCCGGUGACGCGCGUCUCGGAGAAGGACAACUCGUGGCUCUCCACGCUGGACCCCAUCCUGGUCACCAUCAUCGUCAUGAGCUCCCUGGGCGUCCUGCUGGGGGCGGUGUGCGCCGGCCUGCUCCUCUACUGUACGUGCUCCUACAGCGGCCUGUCGUCGCGCUCCUCCACCACGCUGGAGAACUACAACUUCGAGCUGUAUGACGGCCUCAAGCACAAGGUCAAGCUCAACCAGCAGCGCUGCUGCACCGAGGCAUGAGCGCAAGCCGGGGGGGAGGGGAGAAAAAAACCCAAGAAAGGAGAAGAAGAGGAAGUACAAAAAGAGGAGCGGGAAGAGAGAUGCGACCGUUUCGUGAAAUCCCUCGCAUUAUUUUCUUGUCUCGUCGGUUCACGUUAGUAUCAGUUUACUUCCUCGCCGGUCCAAACCACUGAGAAAACGCCUCUUUAUUAGCUCGUCCGCCAACCAUCCCCCCCGCUUCCCUCAAAGUGGUACAGUCCAGGGUGUUAUUUACUUCAUUUUACUGUUUUUUGUUGUUGUUUUUUUUUUGGGGUGAAAGAGCCAACGAGGUAGAAGACUGAAGUCACCCAGAUGGAUCGUUCCACUGCGAGGGGCGCCGUGAGGCCUCAAAAUACAAGUAUCCGCACAUAUCAGACACAUUCCUGCUCCGCCUAAAGAGAACUGUGUAUACAUACGUCCUGGAUUUGUAAAAGGUGUAGUUGCUAAACUCGGAGGGGCCCGUUGUGUUGCGGAGCGCGGCAGUAGGGUAGGGACUUAGGAAGCCUCUUUAUUUGAUCACUGGUGAACAUGGUGGCCUAGAUCGUAGCUCCUUUCUGUGGGCCGUAGGUUUCGUCGUCGGGUUGUAGACUCUGCUACCUAUCAGCCUCGGUUCUCCUCUCGGUUCAUGACAGUCCAUGGUAUUUUUAGUCCCCCCACCCCCACCCCCCACUGCCCGCCCCCCAGUCCGCCUUUCUGCUAGGUCUCUCUAUCUGCGUAAUGUUUCUGUCCUGGCCCAUUGCCAGGCCCUGCAGGCUGAUAAGUACAGAACGUGGAGGCGUGUGCGUGUGUGUGUGCGUGUGGGUUUGGGGGGGUGGUGGGGGGGUGUAUAUCUCAACGUGUUCUGUUGACGAUAGUUAUUGUUAGAUUUAGUUCAAGACUGUUGUUACUGGUUCCUGUCACAGAGAAGGUCAUGUUUACAUGGCGGUUAACGGCGAAAGGUCAAGGAGCCUCGGUCGGUGCAACCUAUGGAUUGCUUGUAAGGGCAGGGACUGAGCAGAACGACAGGAAGGGAAACAGAGAGACGGAGAGAGAGAGAGAGAGAGGGAGAAGUCAGACGGACUUUCUUUUUGUUUUUCUGCGGUCCGUUUGGACGGAGGCAGCGAUUAUAAAGAGAAAAAUGAACGCCGGUGAAGCCGCCGACCGCCUGCCCGGUCACACAACGAGCCUUAAACGUGAACUUUUCCCCUAAAUGUGGAGGAAAUACCGUGGAGAUGUGAGGAGAGAGACCUCUCCCCCACCUCCCACCCCCACCCUCUCUCUCUCUCUCUCUCAAAUGUGGACCUCAAAAGCCAUGUCUUAUAGGGCCUGUCUUGCGCUAUCACCCCCCCCACCCCUACCCCACCCCACCCCCAUAUCUGCUUAUUGUUCUGUUGUUUUUUUUAUUCUACUUUCUUUCGUAUGUUGUCAGUCGCACAUCAAGGCAGGACUUCUGUUGGACAGUUUGAAUCAGAGAGGGUUUUGUCUUCGAUGCUCCAAAUGGACUCGUCAAGCCAUGUGAAGGAGAGGGAGGAAGAGUCUUAUCGCUGGGUCCUCUUGCACACAUGCACAUACAUACACACACACAUAUAUGCACACACACAUGCACACACAUAUAUGCACACACACACAUAUAUGCACACACACAUGCAUGAACACUCAGCUAAAAAAACAACAAAUGAUACUGAUCACAUUCACGCAAGCUUACAGAGUUUAAGUGCUUAUUAUUUUGGUUAUACACAUAUACCACAGUCAUCAACAUUCCCAUGUACUAAUGCUCUGAGAUGUAUACACAAAACCUAACAACCCACACACAGACACGUAAGCCUGGGCACACAAACACACACACACACACACACACACAUACAACAAAAGAGUAAAAAGGCAUGCUUACAUUCAUAUCAUAGUGCUGGGAACAAUGGCCAGUGCUGAGGGGUCUAUGUGUGGGUCAUAUGACCAUGAAUACUUAAGCCUCCAUGACCAAACACACACACAUACACACACACAGACACACACUCUCCCUCUCCUCAGAGGCCCACAUCACUGGACCCCUACUGACUCUUUUCCAAGUGCCUUGGAGCCUCGGGGAUCCAGCUUACCUUUGGAGCCGGUGUCAGAUGAUGGUAAAAGGACAUUGACAGUGAUUGCGCCCCCUUCUGCCUGGGAGGACCAAACACAACAAAAGGACAGGAUUCCCCCUCCGCACUGCUCAGACUGCUGUUGUUGUUGUUUUAAAGGGGGCUUUGUACAGAAAUGCUCUUUUUAUGAUUGUUAUUAUAAUUAUUGUUAUGAUUAUUUAAUAAAGGAUUUAUACCAUAUGAAG
This is a messenger RNA of Lampris incognitus (smalleye Pacific opah), 5515 nucleotides long. It is a transcript of the gene nrp2a, whose product is annotated as neuropilin 2a. Bases 1 to 3198 code for a protein of 1065 amino acids. The transcript is spliced from 19 exons. The record is from RefSeq and is a predicted model, not a curated record. Lineage: Eukaryota; Metazoa; Chordata; Actinopteri; Lampriformes; Lampridae. Gene Ontology annotation, cellular component: membrane.